AUGUUACUGCUACAACCAGAAAACUUACUUAUUCAAAAGACCUUCACCAAGGCCUUUGCCAGUGAUUAUGAACCAGUUUCUCUUGACCGGAUUGUCACAGAUUACGAUUUUACAGCCUAUCACAUUUCAACACCAAAAGAGAAGACUGCAAUUCUUCUAUCCUUAAAUAUCAAAUGCUGGGACGAUCUUAUCCAACAUGGAACUUUGGAUUUACUUGAGUCCAUCUAUUCUAAGUACUCUACUUUCCUCAGUAUACUCUCUGGGGACAAUGCAGAACCAGGUUACAACUACAGUCUUUACGUUGAUUUGAGCAAGGUUAGCUUGAAAACGGCUGAGGAGAAGUCUGCUCUUAUCAGCGAGCUUUCUUUAUUAAAAAGAAACUGCUUUGCAGCUCCAUUCCUUGAAACUUUUGCAAGAUACGAAGUUCUUGCCAAAGAACAACCUGCAGAUCCAAACAAUAUUUAUGGGGAAGAGGCCAGAAAAAGUUCCAAAGAGCCUGUCAUCACAUUGCACUAUAGGGAUAAUGAAUCGAUUUUUAUAAAGCCAUCGAAUGAUCGUGUCACUGUGAUUUUUUCGACGAUCUUUAGUGAUGAGACGGAUAAAGUUUUCUCGAAGGUGUUCUUGCAAGAAUUCUCCGAUGCCAGAAGAAGAUCUAUACAGAAGGCCCCUCAAGUGAUAAAUUCGCAUCAUGAGAUUCCACUUGAGAUUCAAUCGGUGGAGAAGGAGAAUAAGGAUAAAAAGAAGACCUACAUCACAUUUGUUUUAUUCCCAAGGCAUUUAAGCACAGAAGAGGUGAAAUGGAACACCAUUACACAAAUUGAGCUUUUCCGCUCAUACUUCCACUACCAUAUCAAGAUUGUCAAGUGCUACUUGCACCAGAGAAUGAGAUUCAGGGUGCAGAGCUUUACUAAGAUUUUGAACCGUGCAAGAAGAGAUGUUUCGGAUGAGGAGUUGAGGGCUGAAAGGAAGACUGCUAGUGGAAGGAGGUUUGAGGCAUUAAGUUGA
This is a messenger RNA of Brettanomyces bruxellensis, 1005 nucleotides long. RefSeq lists its product as uncharacterized. NCBI's taxonomy places the organism in Eukaryota, Fungi, Ascomycota, Pichiomycetes, Pichiales, Pichiaceae. The transcript has a single exon. Gene Ontology annotation, cellular component: Arp2/3 protein complex; actin cytoskeleton. The record is from RefSeq and is a predicted model, not a curated record. Gene Ontology annotation, molecular function: actin filament binding; structural constituent of cytoskeleton. Bases 1 to 1005 code for a protein of 334 amino acids. Gene Ontology annotation, biological process: Arp2/3 complex-mediated actin nucleation; actin filament polymerization.